UCGGCUCGACGACCCAAGUCGGAGCGAUGCGCCAUUCGCUCUCUCGGCUUCCGCCCUUGCACAUCGACCUAAAAAGAAAAAGAAUAAUUUUGGAGGGGGUCCUUUUGCUUCAAAAUCCUUAUUUUCGAAGUUUCUGCAACAUACUAAGUGAUUAUAUCCUUUAAAUUUGCUGUUAUAUGCCAUUUAUCUUAGUUUUCUAACACGAAUAACAUUCCCUAACGGGGUGGAUAGUUGGCUACAUUGCGUAGUUCCCAGCAUUUGUUCACCAACUGAAGCAGACGACUAUUUUUUCAAAACAUUUCAAUUAAUAAUGAAACUUUUACGAAGUAUUGUUGCUAAACAAAGUUGUUUGUCCAAGAAAACGGCUUUCCUUACAUCCUCAAGUGGCCUAUGCAAUGAUCAAAGAUGUCACUACUCUGGGUCUGUGAGAAAUGCUCCAGAGGAAAAUGUAAUGAAUAUUUUUGAUAGAAAUGCUAAACGCAUUCAAAAAGAAAGAGCUGCUAUGGAUCCUGACGUAGCUGUGUAUGAUUAUCUUAAAGAAGAAGUCGGAUUUCGACUAUCUGAACGAAUCUUAGACAUCAAGCGUAAAUUUGGUAAAGUCGUAGAUUUGGGAUGUGGCCGUGGUUAUGUGUCUAGACAUAUUUUGUCAUCCUCCGUAGAGGAACUUGUAAUGUGUGAUUUGAGCCCAACCCACCUAAAACAGGCUACAGGCGCUGAAGAGGCUGUGAAAUGUCAACGCUUGGUUGUCGAUGAAGAAAAUCUUCCAUUUGAACCGAACUCCAUUGAUAUGUUUGUUAGCAACCUUAGUCUUCACUGGGUUAACGAUCUUCCAGGAACAUUUGCUCAGAUUAAUAGAUGUUUAAAAAAUGAUGGCUGCUUUUUAGCAUCAGUAUUUGGUGGAGAUACACUUUUUGAGCUCAGGUGUUCUUUACAAAUGGCUGAGCUUGAGCGUCAAGGGGGAUUAGCUGCCCAUAUAUCACCAUUUGCAGAGGUCCGUGACAUAGGUGGUCUUCUUCAAAGAGCACAGUUCACAAUGCUCACAAUAGACACAGAUGAGAUUGUCAUUAAUUACCCUUCAAUGUUUGAAGUUAUGUGGGAUCUAAAAGGGAUGGGCGAAAGCAAUGCAGCAAGAAAUAGAAAAUUAAGCCUUCCUAGAGAAACACUUAUGGCAGCAGCUGCUAUUUAUGAAACCAUUUAUGGCAAUAAUAAUGGCAAAGAUGGCACAAGAGCAGUCCCAGCCUCCUUCCAGGUGUACUACUUACUUGGGUGGAAGCCAGAUCCUUCCCAACCCAAGCCCAAAGCAAGGGGCACUGGGCAGGUUUCUCUAAAAGAUAUUCACAAACUUGAUGAAAUCAUGAAGAAACACGGAGAAAUAGAAAUUGGAGAUGGUGGGAAAGAAAAAUAGGUGAUAGGAUUAAACUUCAAAUAAAACUAUUAUUUGUCAAUGUACGAAAAGUUGGCUAUUUAUUUGACCUUCCAUGCAAUUUGCUAAGUCACCUUAAAUGUACUGCCCCUGGAUUACUACAGAUAGUCAGCUUGGAAUUAAGUUGUGCAACAUUUGCA
This is a messenger RNA of Frankliniella occidentalis (western flower thrips), 1563 nucleotides long. Its product is annotated as arginine-hydroxylase NDUFAF5, mitochondrial. NCBI's taxonomy places the organism in Eukaryota, Metazoa, Arthropoda, Insecta, Thysanoptera, Thripidae. Gene Ontology annotation, molecular function: S-adenosylmethionine-dependent methyltransferase activity. Gene Ontology annotation, biological process: mitochondrial respiratory chain complex I assembly. Gene Ontology annotation, cellular component: mitochondrion. The record is from RefSeq and is a predicted model, not a curated record. The transcript is spliced from 5 exons. The coding region runs from base 311 to 1405 and encodes 364 amino acids.